Messenger RNA from Aspergillus tubingensis, 1053 nucleotides. Its product is annotated as putative voltage-gated K+ channel beta subunit (KCNAB). Bases 1 to 1053 code for a protein of 350 amino acids. The record is from RefSeq and is a predicted model, not a curated record. The transcript is spliced from 5 exons. NCBI's taxonomy places the organism in Eukaryota, Fungi, Ascomycota, Eurotiomycetes, Eurotiales, Aspergillaceae.
AUGGCGUGGCCAAACAAGAACAAGGACAUGCUCUACCGGCGAGUGGGCAAUUCUGGUCUCCACGUCUCUGCACUUGGACUGGGAGGCUGGUUAACUUUUGGCGGUCAUGUCGACAACGAAAUCACCUUCAACUGCAUGAAGCAAGCUUACGACUUGGGAAUCAACUUUUUCGACACAGCUGAGAGCUAUGCGGGCGGACAAUCAGAAAUCGUCAUGGGUCAAGCCAUCAAGAAGUUUGGCUGGAAGCGCAGCGAUCUCGUCAUUAGCACCAAGCUCAAUUGGGGUCUGGCGAAUGGCGAGAUUCUAAUCAAUAACCACGGUCUAUCCCGCAAACACAUCAUCGAAGGCACACGAGCAUCUCUUGAGCGUCUACAGCUCGAAUAUGUCGACAUCAUAUACGCCCACCGCCCCGACCGUCUAACACCCAUGGAAGAGACAGUGAGAGCCUUCAACCAUGUCAUUGAGAAGGGAUGGGCAUUCUACUGGGGUACAUCGGAAUGGUCCGCGGACGAGAUCAGCGAGGCUUGUGGUAUUGCCAGAGCUUUGGGACUGAUUGCGCCCAUUGUCGAACAACCUCUGUACAACAUGUUGGAUCGGCAGAAGGUGGAAGGCCAGUACCAGCGACUGUACUCCCGCUGCGGCAUUGGUUUGACCACCUUCUCACCAUUGAAGAUGGGUCUCCUCAGUGGCAAGUACAACGAUGCGACGACGCAGCCUCCACCAGGAUCUCGCUUCGCAGAGAGCAACGACAAGUUCGCAAGCAGCGUGCGCAGAGACUGGGAGAACGAGCAAUGGGCUGGGAAUAUCAAGAAGAUCGUUGGAUUGAAGGAGGUUGCGGACAAAAUGGGCGUCAAACUGUCGCAAUUGGCUCUGGCAUGGUGUCUCAAGAACGAGAAUGUCUCCGCUGUGAUCACCGGCGCCUCUCGGCCAGAGCAGGUUGUUGACAAUGUAGAGAGUCUGAAGUUACUCCCACGCCUGACACCGGAGAUCAUGGCCGAGAUUGAUGAGUAUUUGCAGAACAAGCCAGACCAGGACCCAGCUAGACAGGAUUAA